AUGGAUCCUAGUUCUGUGUUAGAGCAGACUGUUCAAGAUAUAUCAAACCUUCAGUCAGAGUUUGACUUCUUAUUGAAAGAAAUAAAAUCUGGUGAUUUGAAAUUAUAUGAUCACAAGAAGAAAUACCAGCAAAAUGAUUCUAUAAUCCACAAAUAUAUUAAGGCUCAUGGCUCACUAGCAGUGCAGCCAGAUGAACAAGAAUUAUACAAAAACGUUAAAGAAGAGCUGUUGAAAUGCCAGGAUAUACAGAAAGAUAAAUGUAUUUUGGCAAAUACAGCUCUAUUUCUAGUAUCAAAACAUUUGGCAAAGUUGGAAAAAAAUAUAGAAAUGUUAGAAGAAGAUGGUUUAUUGGCACCAUUCGAAGAAGAGGUUGAUAGUGGAAAUGAAGGUACAAGAGCAAGUUCAGUUACUAGUACUACUUCUGAAAAGAAGAGGAAGACUACUGCACCAUUAGAACCUGCUUCAGCACAACCAAGUUUGAAGAAAAGAAAACAGCAAAGUCGGACAUCAUCGAGACAGCCAGAACAACCAACCAAACCAAGUGGUCAAAAAAGUGGUACUCCAGUACCUGGAGUGGAGGGCAAUUACGAAUUACAAGAUUUAAGUAACGAUUUAUUUUCUGCCUAUAAUAACAAUGAAGAUGAAGAGGACAAAACAUUAUACUGUUUUUGUCAAAGUGUAUCAUAUGGUGAAAUGGUGGCAUGUGAUGGUCCAACUUGUAAAUAUGAAUGGUUUCAUUAUGGUUGUGUCAACUUAAAAGAACCUCCCAAAGGUGCUUGGUAUUGUCCAGAUUGUACUCAGGAACUCGCCAAAAACACGUUGAAGAGAAAAAGAGUAUGA
Messenger RNA from Vanderwaltozyma polyspora DSM 70294, 840 nucleotides. RefSeq names its product histone acetyltransferase YNG2 (gene YNG2). The record is from RefSeq and is a predicted model, not a curated record. The transcript has a single exon. Gene Ontology annotation, cellular component: Rpd3L complex; nucleus; Rpd3L-Expanded complex. Bases 1 to 840 code for a protein of 279 amino acids. Lineage: Eukaryota; Fungi; Ascomycota; Saccharomycetes; Saccharomycetales; Saccharomycetaceae. Gene Ontology annotation, biological process: regulation of DNA-templated transcription.